CAGGUCAUGUUGCCCCCAUCGCUCUUCUGCCCCAGCGCACAGUGCCAGCGGGACGAUUUGGAGACAUGGCACCGAAAAUCACUGGAUACAAGACGCAUGACAUCCGUUUCCCCACAUCGCUGAGCGGUGAUGGCACGGACGCCAUGAACACGGACUGCGACUACUCGUCCGCCUACGUGAAGCUCCUCACCGACUCGGACCUCACCGGGUUCGGCAUGACGUUCACGAUCGGCCGCGGGAACGACAUCGUGUGUAUGGCGAUCGAGGAGCUCGCGAAGCGCCUCGUCGGCAAGGACGUCGAGGAGAUCUUCGCGAACAUGGGCAAGACGUGGGACUAUCUGUCCGCGGACUCGCAGCUGCGAUGGAUCGGACCGGAGAAGGGCGUGAUCCACAUCGCGCUGGGUGCCGUGGACAAUGCGCUCUGGGACAUGUUUGCGCGGUCCCGGAACAAGCCUCUCUGGAAGCUAGUCGUUGACAUGACACCUGAAGAGAUUGUGAACGCUACUGCGUUCCGCUACAUCACCGACGCGAUCACGCGCGAGGAAGCACUCGCCAUGCUCAAGGAGAAGGCAGCCACCCGCGCAGAACGCGAGGCCAAAGUGCGCGAGCUCGGAUAUCCCGCCUACGUCACCUCCGCCGGCUGGCUCGGGUACAGCGACGAGAAGGUCGCGCGUCUUACGCGCGAGGCCGUUGAGGCCGGCUUCAACCACUUCAAGAUGAAGGUCGGUGCGGACCCCGCGUCGGACUUGCGCCGCGGAUCCAUCAUCCGUUCCAUCAUCGACGACCCCCAGUACCUUCCCGCGGGGCUCAAGCCGAGAGACCCGAAUGGGCCCGACUUGGUUGGCAAGAACGCAGGGCCGACCGGGAGCGUGCUCAUGAUCGACGCAAACCAGGUCUGGGACGUCCCGCAGGCCAUCGAAUACGUGAAGACCCUGGAAGCGAUCAAGCCUUGGUUCAUCGAGGAGCCCACCGCGCCUGAUGAUAUCCUUGGCCACGCUGCGAUCCGGAAGGCCCUCAAGCCCUACGGCAUCGGCGUCGCGACGGGCGAGCACGCACACAACCGCAUGGUGUUCAAGCAGCUCCUGCAGGCGGAGGCCAUCGACGUCUGCCAGAUUGACUCGUGCCGUCUCGCUGGCGUCAGCGAGGUGCUGAGUGUCCUGCUCAUGGCUGCUAAGUUUGGCGUUCCCGUGUGCCCUCAUGCGGGUGGUGUCGGCCUCUGCGAAUACGUGAUUCAUCUGAGCCUCAUCGACUAUAUCGCUAUUUCCGGGACGAUGGAGCGCAAUGUGUUGGAAUUUGUAGACCACUUGCAUGAACACUUCCUCUACCCUUGUUCCAUCAAUAAGAACGGGCGAUACAAUGUCCCCAGCAACGCGAAGGAGGGCUACAGCAUCGAGGUGCACGAGGCGAGCAUCACCGAGUACGAAUAUCCGAAUGGGUCGUACUGGAAGAGCGUGAAGGCGUAGCGACAGUCGCAUAGGCACCCGCGCGAUGCUCCAACGCACGUUAAUCGGACGAGCUGCGGGCGGUGCGCGCGAGCAGUCAUAGGGGUGAUCGCCAGCAGCGCAGUAAGGACGGGAAGUCUUUAACGACCCGAAUCCGAUGUAUGUAUCAUAGGCCAUAGCACGAGCCCAAAUCCGGAUUCAUUUGCCCCCGUUCGGGCUGCGGCAGCGCCGGACGGUCGCC
Messenger RNA from Trametes versicolor FP-101664 SS1, 1683 nucleotides. RefSeq names its product enolase C-terminal domain-like protein. Gene Ontology annotation, molecular function: L-fuconate dehydratase activity; magnesium ion binding. The record is from RefSeq and is a predicted model, not a curated record. Gene Ontology annotation, biological process: amino acid catabolic process; carbohydrate catabolic process. The transcript has 8 exons. Bases 66 to 1463 code for a protein of 465 amino acids. NCBI's taxonomy places the organism in Eukaryota, Fungi, Basidiomycota, Agaricomycetes, Polyporales, Polyporaceae.